AUGAGUGGACGGUGCCAAAAAUUUCUGGACAUUUUCCUCUCUUCCCCAUCGAUCCUCCUAUUUCUUCCACUCUGUCAUCUCCGGUCACCUCUUCCCAUCCUAGUUCAAUGCAUCCAGCCUGUCGUGGCACCGUCUCCCCUUUGCUCUUCCUCCACCACGGCCGUAACUCUACGGCGGCCAAGAUCCGCAGCCUCAUCUCCUCACUGACGGUGACCAAAUCCGCAGCCUCGCCUCAUCUCCUCUCUGGCGGUGGUCGGGGCUGUUGGAGAAGCCCCCGUGACCCUCUAUGGUCAGCCGACGGAGGAGAUAAGACGCGAGCACGUUCCUCACCUCCCAUGCUCCAUCGCUCCUUUGUCUCUUCCACCUCAUACCCGACCUCCAGCGGCACACGCUCUCCUACCCUGCCAUAGCAAGGCGGGCCUCAUCUGAGCUGCUAAAAUGGAGGCCAAGCUGCUGCUCCGCUUCUCCUCCCCGCCCAACAACGUGAUCCAGUGAAGCACCACCACUGGCUCAUCGUCCUUGCUCGAUUCUAGCCGAUUCAAUUCGACGCGGUUUGAGUAGAUUGAUGUGAUUCAUUUCGGUUAUGCGAUUGAUCUGGUUGUAGGAGCCAGCGGGAACGACAGGUGACAUGGCAGCGGCGCCAGCAGCGGCGGCCCCGCAACUCUACCUCUCACGGUCACACACAGAGGCAUACCCUACAUGGGGAAGAAUCACGUCUCUUCAAAUCACAACGAUACUUUGGAGUUGUGGAAGGAACUGAAAGACCCCAGUGACACAAAAGUAACUUUGAAAGGAUUGCUAGCCAAAAUGAAAGGCGACAACACACCUAAUUUUGUCAGGCCAUUUGUCUUGUACACCAUAGGCAAAUAUGUAUGCCCGACAACAUAGCAGUAUGUGGACAACAGAUACCUUUGGAUUGUUAGAAACGUUGAGACAAUAAAGAGCACCAAUUUUAGACAGCUUACACUUGACCAUCUUAUGGCUAGCGUCAGGAAAUUUGUAAAUGGUGGAGCAAGUCUGGAGGGCAACCUACCACUGCUGCAGACAUGGUACUACGAGAAGUGGAGGGUGCACCAAUUGGACUCUACCAUCUCGUAUGCAUCAAGGUUAAGGCCGCUGAUCCAAAACUGGAGUGACGAGAAGGCACAGAAGGUUGACAACAUAAUCAACAAAAAUUAUAUAGGGGUUGGAGAGUAUGUCGAUGACCUGCUGCGGCCCUUCAAUACGCCACUAGUUGGGACGCCGGUCAAACCAAAGAAUGACGGCCAGGAUAAGGCACUCAUGGGCCGUGUAUUGGCUGAUUUGAAAGAAGUUGUCUCCAUUGUGCGGGAGGCCAGUGCACAACAAUUUGAUAGGAUGUGCACCCUUGAAAGAAAAAUGGACGAGUGCCUUAGGCGUACCCUUGCGAACGGUAGACGCACGGACGGCCUCAUCACAGAAUUCAAUGAGUCGAGGACAUACAACUAUCUGACCUGGGAGUACCUGCGGACCCAAUGGAGGUCCCAGGAGAGAAUACUACUCGCCAGCAAUAACAAAAAGAUGACACGGAGGUCAUUGCCAAAGGCAUUUCUGCUAAGGGAAUACAAAAAGAUUACAUGGAUGCCCCCAAGAAGAACGUAUCUGAAGAUUUGCAGCCUGCUCCUAGUUUGCAAUCGCGAAAGCAUUCAAAAGCCAAGAUUAGCCUUGAAGCUUUCAUGGAUGAAGAAGACAAAGUUGUUGCUGCAGCUUGCAAGGAGAGUCUCAAGAAUGUUUCACAGCUUUAUAAAGAGGUGGAUGCAUCGCAGGGUGCUCCGAGUUUGGAUUCGCGAAAGCGUUCCAAAGCCACCACAAGCCUUCAAGCUUUCCUGGAUCCUCUGAAUUGGAGGCACAAUGAGAAUGUGCGAAAGACUCAAGAAAGAAGAAAUCAAGAUGAUGAAGAUGUCAGUAUUGAGGUGGGUGCAGAGGUAGGUACCAAAAGCAACCACCAGUCUGCCAAGGCUAAGGGAAUAAGGGAGCCGGAAGAGCCCCAUGUCUUCCCAGUUGAUGAGGACAACUAUGAUGGUUCUUUAGCAAAGCAGCGAUAAGAUAGUGGGGUUGAUUCCAUGCUACCAACUCGUGCGAGCAGACGGAAAAGAGUGGCCUCUUCAUUAUUGUGCAAUGAAGAUUUUGUUCUGUACGAUAGUGAUAAGAAGAGAAAGAAAAACAGGACUCCAUCGAAGUCUACCAAUGAUUCCAAGGACACAAAGAAUACAAAGAGGAAAAACCGUGCAAGCAAUUUAAAAGAUACAGACACAAGUGCUUCGACGCUGGAGACCAACCUUGACAAGUUCCGACAGAGUUAUGUGGCCGAAAUUAUCAACACCUCAGAUCUUGAUAAACAAUUGGUGGUAAUUGAUGACAUUGUUCUGCAAUAGAAGCAUUUGCAAGGCCUCACCAUGACAGAUGUAGGCGAAGAUGACAAAUGGUUGGGUGACGAAUUGGUUGAUGCUGUGAUUCAGAUCAUGCGUCAUGAUCAUCCUAAUGACAUAAGGGAUGGGCAGCUGGUUUACAUUGAGAUGGUGGCCGGUGUCGCUAUGCUCGAAAGAGAUGGUAAGGUAGAGAACUGCCACGAGGCCGCGUUGGCGGGCAGUCAUGGAACAACAAAAGGAGACAACUACCUCAGACAUGAUCUGGUUUUACUGCCUACGAACAUGGCGAACACCCACUGGUUCCUUGUGGUCGUAAACCCCAGAAGGAGGGAGAUUCAGAUUCUUGAUUCACUUUUCGGCUACCUAGAACGCACACAAGUGGUUCACGUGAUACGUGGGGUGGAAGCACAUCUGAGAGCAUCGCUGCGAAUCAAUGGACCACA
Messenger RNA from Triticum aestivum (bread wheat), 2830 nucleotides. RefSeq lists its product as uncharacterized. Gene Ontology annotation, biological process: protein desumoylation; proteolysis. Gene Ontology annotation, molecular function: deSUMOylase activity. Lineage: Eukaryota; Viridiplantae; Streptophyta; Magnoliopsida; Poales; Poaceae. The record is from RefSeq and is a predicted model, not a curated record. Gene Ontology annotation, cellular component: nucleus. The coding region runs from base 979 to 1857 and encodes 292 amino acids. The transcript is spliced from 11 exons.